This is a messenger RNA of Drosophila miranda, 1826 nucleotides long. It is a transcript of the gene rho-4, whose product is annotated as protein rhomboid. The transcript is spliced from 4 exons. NCBI's taxonomy places the organism in Eukaryota, Metazoa, Arthropoda, Insecta, Diptera, Drosophilidae. Gene Ontology annotation, cellular component: membrane. The coding region runs from base 1 to 1254 and encodes 417 amino acids. Gene Ontology annotation, molecular function: calcium ion binding; serine-type endopeptidase activity. The record is from RefSeq and is a predicted model, not a curated record.
AUGCCUGUAAAGACAGUGGUCCGCCAGCAAAGCCAGACGCCCGCCCAGCAACUGCAGCAGCAGCGGCAGCGGGAUGUGGAGAACGGCCUUUAUCCAAAUAUACCACCCGAGCGGAGAUCGCCGCCCUCACGGCCCCAAACCCUGCGCCAGGACACCAUCGACAUGGAGGAGAUACCCCUCAAUCAGACAAUAUCGCAGGAGCCAGAGGAUCGGCGCAAGAUGAGGGAAGUAUUUGACAAGCACGACUCCGACCGCGAUGGCCUGAUCAGCACACACGAGCUGAAGGAGCUCAUUUCGGACGGCUACUGCCGGGAUAUACCCGCCUAUAUAGCCGAGCAGAUACUGCGCCGCAGCGAUGUGGACAACAAUGGGCAUCUGGACUUUGAGGAGUUCUACACGAUGUCGCUGCACCACAAAUGGAUGGUGCGCAAUAUCCUGGCCAGAUACUGCCGGUAUGUGGUGCCGCCGCCCAAGCCGCUGGAGGGCGAUGAGCCCGACGGUGCCUACGAGAAGCAAAUGUCUAUCUGCCCGCCGCCCCUCACCAUGGUCAUCUUCUCGAUCAUUGAGAUCAUCAUGUUUCUGGUGGAUGUUAUCCAUUUUCAGGACGAUCCCAACCACAACGAUCGACUGGGCGAGAGCACAAGCGGUCCGGCAGCGACGCUCUUUAUCUACAAUCCGUACAAGCGGUACGAGGCAUGGCGCUUCGUUAGCUACAUGUUCGUCCACGUGGGCAUCAUGCAUCUGAUGAUGAACCUGAUCAUUCAGAUAUUUCUGGGCAUUGCCUUGGAGCUUGUACAUCACUGGUGGCGCGUGGCGCUGGUGUAUCUGGCCGGCGUCCUGGCCGGGUCCAUGGGCACAUCGUUGACGAGUCCGCGCAUCUUUCUGGCCGGCGCCUCCGGCGGUGUCUACGCCUUGAUCACGGCGCAUAUCGCAACCAUCAUAAUGAACUACUCGGAGAUGGAAUACGCGAUAGUCCAACUGCUGGCCUUCCUCGUCUUUUGCUUCACCGAUCUGGGUACCUCUGUGUACCGCCACCUCACCGAUCAGCACGACCAGAUCGGUUAUGUGGCGCAUUUGUCUGGGGCCGUGGCCGGGCUGCUGGUGGGUAUCGGGGUGCUGCGCAAUCUUGAGGUGAGGCGCUGGGAGCGCAUCCUCUGGUGGGUGGCCGUCAUUUUCUACUUUGCGCUCAUGACCACCGGCAUCAUCAUUCACAUCUUUGUGCCCGACUACUUCCCCAAGCAGGAGUACAACUGAGAAAUGCCCGUGCGCCGUAUCGACCACAGAAAUAUGUAUGUAGCUUUAAGUCGUCGUCCCCUUAGCCCUAGACCUAAGAUGACCCCCUGUCCACCAAAGUGCACUUGAUGUGGAUGGUUGAAGCGGAGGCGCUGCGCUGUGCAACUGCAGCUGCAGGUCGCACAAUGCUUUAGCCUUGCCUGACCGCUAGCCGCCACCCGACACCGCCUGGACGUGUCGAGCCUGUGUGUGCUAUAUAAUUUAUUUUCGUACGACUAUUUUUUGAUGCCCUUUUGCCGAGAGUCGUCCCGAUCCUCUCAGAGACAACCGUCCACACAGAUGGAGUCUGUACGCACAGAUGUAUGCACGAGCAUGUGUGCAUAUUUAUACGUAUUUUAUAUAUAUUCUCGAUCGUCAUGAUCGUCAACGAAGCAACGAUUUGAAUGCACCCCAUAGACGGGGAUGCGUGUAUUCCCGUAUUCCCGACAGAGAACAAAACUCACUUGCAUUUUAAUUGUACAAUUUGCCUAUCUUUUAUAACUAUUUUACCGAACAAUAAAAAGGUAUCUUGCUCGAAAGAUACACAUCCAUAA